UGAGCGCUGCUCCACCAUUCUUGUCUGGUCUCCUGCGGCUGACGCGUGGUCUUGUUGGGAGGAUGUCUGGUGUCUUCACCGUUGUAUUCUCGUUGUACAGUACACUCUACGUAUCAUGAUGUCAUGACAUUCGCUAUGUCUUUGGUGCUCUUAUACUGCGAGUGCAACGUUGGCGCAGUACGAUCGAGCGCGACCGAGUUCUUCGACGGCGACAGUCGCUCCUCCAUAUCUCAUGUUGAAUGCGUGGUACGGUUGCGAUACCGUCUCAUCCUCCGGAUCCAGUGGCGCGCCACAGUAACCAUCCGCGUUAGUCCUCGCCCUCAACGUUGCACAACCCUUCUUCCGUUCCGUGCGUGCGGCGCGAGUGAAUGACAGACAGCUCAAAGUAGGCGAGGGGCCGAGGUCAUGUGUGACAGGUACGUCGAGCCGAGGGUCAAGGAUGGGGCUUCUGUGGACUCUGACAGAGUGCCAG
Molecule: messenger RNA, 472 nt
Organism: Fomitopsis serialis
Lineage: Eukaryota; Fungi; Basidiomycota; Agaricomycetes; Polyporales; Fomitopsidaceae
Exons: 2
Coding region: 124-372 (82 amino acids)
Source: RefSeq, a predicted model, not a curated record